AUGACAUAUUGGGAACACGAUGCACAAAAGCACGGCCGACAACUGCUGCAUGCAGCCUUAACGCGUACUGGCGGUGGUCUCCCAGUUAUCUCCCCCGAGGACACCACGAAUUGCAAGGUGCUGGAGGUAGCAGGCGAUGGUCAUUGCGCUCUGCACUGCAUCUACAGGCUGCUGCACCCCGAGCGAGAUAGCGUCUUCGGUGCACUAGCAAGCGAGAUAACACAGACCCGCAAAGAUGUCGCCCUGGAAAUGAUAGCUGCUGUUUUCUCUAAGGACUACGAGCAGCUAGUGGACAACACGGUGUCUGACGAGGAAAUGCUGAGACUUGGCAAGCUCGACUACGAGAGGGGUUUCUACCGAAAGCGCACCCCCUCCGCCGGCCGAGCUGCAAGAGCUGUAAGACGCAAGCCACUGAAGACUGUGCGAGAGGUGGUGGCGGGCAUCGAGGAUCAACUGGAGCACGAUUACUUGGCGGUAGGUCAGCUGGCGAUAGUAGCUGCGGUGAAACGUUGCAAUAUCGUGGUCUGGGAAGCAACAACUGGAGGUGGGCUUCGAAUCGUGGAAAUGGGCGACACCACGGGCUGUUUCGUUGGCGAUCUUUAUCGGGAUGAGUUUCUGCACCUGGUGUACAAUGACUUCGGGGGCUACAACGCAGCUAUGUAUGCUGCGGGGGGUGAUGACGAAGCGGAGUACGAACAGGAGCCUGAGGGGGACGACGACAUGAGUGACGGCGGUGGUGAGGGUAGUGAGGGCGAGUUUCCGGGGGACGCAGCAGACUACGACCAGGAUGUGUUCGUGAGUGGCAAUAGCCCUCAGCAGGUCAAGGCAAUGGUGGACAAGAUACAGGAGGCCUGGGGAAACGAGGCCCUGACUUUCAUCUUUGGGUUGGUGCAAAACACCAAGCAACUCGUGCAAGACCGCAACAAAAAGAAGAAGGCCAGGUCGGAGGUCGAGGAGGACGCUCCGGAAGGGGGCGACACAGGCGAGGAGCAGAAGGGAGACGAGGCCCUGGAUACCGCCGACGAGCACUCUUGGACAACCCGCGGCAUGAAGACAGAUGUAGAUUGGUCGGCGAGAUACGAUGGCGGCCUCAGCGGCGGUCAUGACGCCCGUAGUGGAGCGAAUGGGGGUGAGAGAGAGGGCACCGCAGAUGACGACAGGAGUCGUGCCGGAGCGGGGGGCGAUGCUGCGGGCUCGUUUGAGGGCGACGGUGAAGGGAGCGGCCGCGAUGGGAACGGCAACGGCGGUAAUGUUGGGAGCGGAAACGAUGGGAACGAUGACGGUGGUGAUGGAUUUGAUUUUGACGGUGAAGGCUCCUACCGAGGGGACGGGCACCAGUACUACGACUGCCACCGUAAAAGGGAGGGAGAGGGAGAAGAUGUAAGCUUCAAACCGUCGAAAAAGACAUUAGACGCGUUGCCUGCGUUCGACCCAGACAAGUUGGGCAGAUUUUCGGUGGACGAGCUAGGCGAACUUGCGUUCACCUUCUUCAGCAUCAUGUUUCCGGCCGCGGUGAUCCUACUCCUUGUCCGGAAGACAAACGAGUACUUCAACUUCUGUCGAAGCACCAAGAACCCUAAAGGACAGGAGCAGCGUCACCGCGACCAGAAAGCGAGGAAAGGUAAAUCCAGCUGGCCGAAGAAGGGCAUCACCAAGAGCAUGAUGCAGGGCGUCAUCAGCAUCAUCCUCACCAUCGGACUGGUCCAGUUGCCAGCGAUGCAUGACCACUGGAGCUGCCACUCCUUCCACGACUACAAGCUCGUGCGUGCUUGCCUCCCGCGCGACAUGUUCCUCCUGAUCUACGGCCGUUUCUUUCACAUGGCAAGCUCGGGCGCUCCUGAACGAUUGCAGGGCGGGACCACGGAGCCCGGUUGGGAUUCGCUACACCAUAUCCGGUAUGAAUUGUGCGGCUGGUUUGUGCAUGGAGAUUGAAGAUGCCUCUGUGCUAUUAAAAUGGGUAUUUUGCGCCCGGAUUGGAAUACGUAGCCGUGCCUUACGAAAUCUGCUUAGAUUUGUUCCCAACGACAACAACACAGAUGUCGAAGACAGGUGCUUGUCUUUCUGUCUUAAAUAAUCACGAAACCCCCGGCUUCAAGACGGACCCGAAAGGUCAUUUAUCACGACCACAAAAGCCCGACACGAUGUAACACUGGUAGCAAGUCAAGGGGAGAGAUGUAUGUUGUACGAGCUGCCGUCGAUACUGUUUCGCUUUUCCUG
Ectocarpus sp. CCAP 1310/34 is the source of this 2217-nucleotide messenger RNA. NCBI's taxonomy places the organism in Eukaryota, Phaeophyceae, Ectocarpales, Ectocarpaceae. The record is from the annotation of a GenBank genome assembly.